UCAUCGUUUGUUUGUUCUGUGAGCGUCCCCUGAAUGAAUCAGUGAAAUGCGAAAUUUUGAAAUUGAGCGGAAGUUGCGGUAAAAGGAGGUUCGAAGGCGCUUAAUCCUCGGAAACGUUGGAUCUUUUUGGGUCUCUGUCACAAAGUGUAAUCAACGCUCUCUCAUCCUCUUCUUCCCCCUUCGUCUUCCCGUUUUCUCCGAUUCUCCUUUUGUUUGUUUCUCUCUCUCCCUCUCUCGUUCUCAGUUUCGUUUCUCCGCCUUCCUCUGUUUGAAUGCUCAAUGUGAAGGUGACACAUACAUUCCUAAACUGAAGAUUCCUUGACCGUUUCUGCCUUUACUUUGUAUGGCAGCUCAGAGAUUGAACUGAGAGAAAGACGAUCAAACUAUGUCAGAUACAUGGAGUCGGCAAAACGUGAAUAAAAACGUUUCACUUCAGACCGGGGAAGAGUUCUCCAUGGAGUUUCUCAAGGACCACACUCCUCCUCAUCCCACUCAUAACGAUGUCCAUACAUUCGGUGACCUUUACUACCACAACCAGCCUGCCGGGUUUCAUGACCUGAGGAGGAUGGAAUCAGAGUGUCAUCCUUCUGAUGCGUAUGACUUCGGGCGUGACCCCACCACACACAUGCCUCAGUUCAACAACGCAUGCGGCUACAACAAUCUUGGUGGUGAAAAUAAGGAAGUUAUAACAACCAGGAAGGCUUUUGGUGAACUAAACUCAAACCAAGGAUGUGUCGUCGUCACUGGGAAGUCUGCGCCUUCUGUCUUCUUACCAGAGCGUGUUCACUCCAACAACUACACUGCAGGAGGAGGAGGAGACUUUGAUAGGUUCGGUAAAGUUAAGUUUCUUUGCAGCUUUGGUGGGAAGAUCAUGCCGAGAUCCAGCGAUGAGAAGCUAAAAUACGUUGGAGGAGAGACGCAUAUUGUUUCCAUCCGCAAGAACCUUUCUUGGGAAGAACUCAAGAAGAAGACCUCAGCUAUUUGCCAGCAGUUGCAUUCAAUCAAGUAUCAGCUUCCAGGUGAUGAGCUUGACUCGUUAAUAUCUGUAUCUUCGGAUGAAGAUCUUCAGAAUAUGAUGGAAGAGUACAAUGUACUAGAAAGGCCCGAGGGUUCACAAAGGCCAAGACUGUUCUUGAUUCCUAUUGGACAGCCUGAAAACAAGGCUCAGCAGAUGAAAAUCGCCGGUGAUACAAGUUAUCAUGUAAACCAUUUGGACCAGAUGCUCCGGCUUGAUACUAGUGCAAUGCACUCGAAUCAGCUUUUCGGUGGAGUUCAGUAUAGCAUGUCUGCUUAUCCAUCGCCUCCUAUUUCUCCUUCACCGUUCAUGCACAAGGAUUGCUCUCAGUUCCUUGGCGACAACUCGAGCUCCGAGAGCAAUAACUCCUUCACUCUAGCUCAACCAGAGCCUUCAGUGAACUUUCAAACAUACAAGCAUGACGCGGAGAACUCUUACGGGAUUCAGUUCCAGAGUGGCUUCAACAAAAACCAUGAGACUCCUCCCAUUAUCAGUCAUGGUAAUAACGGGAGAGGGUUCUACUGCGAGAAACCGUGCAUACCUGAAGAACCUAAGGUCUCGUUUUCUGGUUCUACAAAUUCAAAUGACUCCUUCUUGGGAAUACCACACUCGUACUCAGACUCUACACUGGAGGUUAACGGUGGACAUUCUAGUUACUUUUCACAAGAGAGACAGAGCCCAUCUUCACCUUUGAACUUUACAAAGAAACAAACAGAAGAAAAGCCAGUGCAGGAGCAUAGGAACAACGAUAUAUCUAGCCGUCGUACACAAAGUAACAUACUCGAUUUGACGUCCACUGACGGAGGAGGAAGGCCAGGACUAUUCGGUGAAGACAAGACAAUACAUAGAGACACUUCUGAUGUAUGCAACAAUCAUUUUGAUGAAAUUUUUCUAAAUCAAGAUGGGAACAGUGGGAACGUUGUGGGGAGAAGGGUAAUCGCUACAAACAUGGAAUCCAAGAACUUGCCAAUCUAUGGAAACCAGACCUCAGUGGUUAGUGUUGACCUAUGGAAGCAAAUAAUGCAAGAUAAUGAUCGUUUGAUGGCUGGAACCUCAUCUGGGAAUCUGAUCUCCUUGGAAGAAGGCAUUGCAGAUGACACCCCAAAUCAGGAAAGAAGACUUAGUAAGACACCUUCUGAUAUUAUUCAAGAACCUGUAAAUGAAGCUGCCAGGACAAGGAAUUUGGAAGUUUCAGGGGUGCUGUUAAAUAAGAGAGCGGACUCUGAUGUGGAUUUCUUGUUCAACAUCUCUUCGGAAUCAGCAAAGAGAGAAAUUGUUCAUGAGACAGGGCGCUUAGAACUUGAUCCAACACAAAAGAAUAGAGUACAAAGGGAAAGUGGUUCCGGCCAUGUGAGAAUCCAGAGCAUGGAUUUGAAUCAGCCAGUGCCAGAGACAACAAAUGAAACUUACAAGUUGAAUAUCCCAUCUGUCCAAAGGCAAGAUUCACUCACAACCACUCCACACACAAGGUUGGACAGCAGUGAUGAUACUCUCUUCCUCUCUGAGGACGCUGAAGCUAAUGUUGACGAGAAAAACAACAAUUUUAAUGACACACUCAUAGUUGAAAUAAAAGCCAGUGUGUAUGGCUUGCAGAUGAUAAAGAACGCUGAUCUUGAAGACCUAACAGAACUUGGAUCGGGGACGUAUGGAACUGUCUUCCAUGGGAAAUGGCGAGGAACUGAUGUCGCAAUAAAGAGAAUAAGGAAAAGCUGCUUUGGAGGAAGAUCAUCAGAACGUGAACGCUUGACCAAAGAUUUCUGGAGGGAAGCACAGAUACUCUCAAAUCUUCAUCACCCAAAUGUUGUUGCAUUCUAUGGUAUAGUCCCUGAUGGAGCUGGAGGAACAUUAGCGACUGUUACUGAGUUCAUGGUGAAUGGGUCACUAAGGCAUGCUCUUGUCAAGAGAGACAGGUUGCUCGACGCUCGGAAAAAGAUAAUAAUAGCAAUGGAUGCUGCUUUUGGCAUGGAGUAUUUGCACUUGAAGAACAUUGUCCACUUUGAUCUCAAAUGUGAGAACUUGCUCGUCAAUCUAAGGGAUCCACAACGGCCUAUAUGCAAGGUGGGAGAUCUUGGCUUAUCUAGAAUCAAACGUAACACUUUGGUAUCUGGGGGAGUGAGAGGAACACUUCCAUGGAUGGCACCAGAACUCUUGAACGGAAGCAGCACCCGGGUUUCAGAGAAAGUUGAUGUAUUUUCAUAUGGGAUCUGCCUAUGGGAGAUUCUAACAGGAGAGGAGCCCUAUGCAGAUAUGCAUUGCGGAGCAAUCAUUGGUGGGAUAGUGAAGAACACGCUUCGGCCUCCCAUACCGAAAACAUGUUCUGCGGAAUGGAAAAAGCUGAUGGAACAAUGCUGGGACAUAGACCCGGAUGCUCGUCCCGCCUUCACCGAGAUAACAAGCAGACUUCGAUCCAUGUCAAUGGAACUCGUCACUAAAAGCAAGAAAAGAGAAAACAAGCCCUGAAGACGACGUUACAGAGAAUCGAAGAAACGGGUUUUUAGUUCACAUUCUUUCAUAUAUUUAUCUCAUUCUGUACAAAAAAAAAACAUAUAUGUAAAUCUCGAAAUUUGUCAUGUAAAUGUUAUUGUGUCCAAAACAUAAGGGGGAUGGAGAAAGAGAGUUUGCAAGUGAAAAAGAAGAGACAAUAAACUCAGUUUUGUUUUA
This is a messenger RNA of Raphanus sativus (radish), 3676 nucleotides long. RefSeq lists its product as uncharacterized. NCBI's taxonomy places the organism in Eukaryota, Viridiplantae, Streptophyta, Magnoliopsida, Brassicales, Brassicaceae. Gene Ontology annotation, cellular component: cytoplasm. The transcript has 9 exons. Gene Ontology annotation, biological process: signal transduction; protein phosphorylation. The record is from RefSeq and is a predicted model, not a curated record. The coding region runs from base 386 to 3475 and encodes 1029 amino acids. Gene Ontology annotation, molecular function: protein binding; ATP binding; protein kinase activity.